CUCAUACUCUAGUCUAGUUUGUGGUCUAUUUAUUUUUGGAACUGGAAGUCCGUGAAAAUCGAGGAUUUUACGUUUUUAACUUAGAACAUGGUGCUAGAAAACAAAUAAAAUGUCAACCGAAAAUUGCUUGGUGAAAGCAAUUUAUUCUUUCAAGGGUAAAAAUAACGACGAGCUAUGUUUCAAAAAAGGCGAUAUUAUAACUGUUACUCAAAAAGAAGAAGGAGGAUGGUGGGAGGGAACUUUAGGCGAGACUACUGGCUGGUUCCCGAGUAACUACGUAACUGAGCAUAAAGAUCCAUCAGGUAGUGUGACAACUUCCCCUAUAAGGGCAGCAUCAGAAAUUCAAGCAUUCAGAAAUGUAGUUCUCAAAGAUAUAAUUGACUCUGAGAAGGCUCAUGUAGCUGAAAUGCAGGGACUUGUCAGCAAUUUCUUGCAGCCUUUGGAGAAAAGUGACAUGCUGACAAGGGAUGAAUUCAAGCAGUUAACAGGCAAUAUAAAUGAGGUGCUUCAAGUACAUGAACAGUUUCUGGCAUUAUUAGAUGAAUGUGCCACAAAGACCGGGCCUGAUCAAAGAGUAGGUGGUCUGUUUUUACAAUGGGCUCCAAAAAUCAAGAGUGUACAUCAAACUUAUUGUGCUGGCCAUCCAAAGGCAGUCUGUAUUCUUGACAAAUACAAGGAAGAACUGAAUACAUGGAUGGAAGAAGCUGGUGCAGUGUGUCCUGGAGUGCUAGUCUUGACAGCUGGCUUGUCAAAGCCAUUUCGGAGGUUGGGAAAAUAUCCUGCAAUGCUGCAGGAGCUGGCAAGGCAUGUGCAUGAAGCACACCCUGAUAGGGGUGACACUCACAGAGCAUCUGUUGUGUACAAGGAUAUUGCUAGUGGUUGUGCAGCGUUAAGGCGACAAAAAGAGUUAGAGCUUCAAGUGGUUACUGGUGAGGUUCGAGGCUGGCCAGGUGGUGAACUUGCAUCUCUUGGUGAUGUCUUGCAUAUGGGCAGUGUAGCUGUCGGCCCCUCACACCAAGACCGCUAUCUUGUACUCUUCCCCUCAGCAUUACUCUUGCUUUCAGUAAGCAAGAGGGUGUCGGCAUUUGUAUACGAAGGUUGUCUUCCACUAACUGGCAUCACAGUCUCUAAACUAGAUGAUACAGAUACCAGAAAGAAUGCAUUUGAAAUAAGUGGACCAAUGAUAGACACGAUUGUAGCUGUGUGUCAAACAAGGGCUGAAGCUGACAACUGGGUCAGUCUUUUACAGAAACACUCUAACACCAGUAGCCCUGCUCAUGAGCCUGGACAGCCGCAAUCGCUGCCACAUAUGGCCAUGAGCGACAGCAAUAACUCUGAUUUAUCGUCUGGUCUAACAAACCAUAAAAGAUCACAUUCAUUCAACAAUCAUCAAAGCUACACACAACAUACGCAACAAACGCAAAAAAAUAAACAAAAGAAUCAGUCUGCGCGCUGGCUCUUAAAUUCGUGUGACUCUCUUGACCAAUCACCUGCUAAGUCAAACAAAAGUCCUAUCGGCAAAAAGUUUUCAUCUGUGGAUUUCAUCGACACGGCUGGCUCAAACUACAGCAAUAAAGGGUGGAGCAUAACAUGUUUACGGCCAGCACCGCCUCUCAGACCGCAAUCAUUCACGGUCGGUUCCGACGAAAACAUUGGGCCGACGCACCCUUAUGCGCCGCAUCAACGAAAGUCCAAUUCUUAUGAAGAGGACGCUCUCAUAUUAAAAGUUAUCGAGGCUUACUGCACCUCGGCGCGUUGCAGAAACGCUGUAAGUUCAGUGGACUGCGGCCACUUAUCUCUCGGUAAAGUACAAUAUCACGCACCCGCUACUAACAUACCUCACUAUAACUACACUAAACUUCCGACCGUCCAGCGAAGUAACACGCCCGAAUAUUCCGGCUGUAGUAAAACGACAAAAGUAAAACGUAACAAAAGCUCCUCUGCGGCGGACACAUAUUUGUAUCGAGGCCCGGACACGAGGAGGCUGCUAUCGGACCGAAAAUUCGACAUGAAUCGCUCUAAUCCCAAUCUUUGGGAGUGUUCCGAGGAGCGGAGACAGAAGCUAAUAUGCGGCAGGGAGCGCCGCAGCGGCUCGCACCCGAGCCUGGCCGCGCCGCUCAGGGCUGUGCUCACCGUCCCCUCGCCUUCCACCACUUCCCGCUCCGCGCGCUCCUCUACUUGGUGUUGUGGCACCUUUGUCAAACAACUCACGAAAUCUCAUCAUUUUGAUUGACAUAAGUAGAUAAACUAGUUUAAUGCUCAAUUGUUGUUCCUACAUAUCAAUCACCCCUUUCGCUGUUCGCUCGGAUUACCUUCAGACUUUAACCAUGUGUGUAAUCUCGUGACAAGUGUGAUCGUUGAAAAUCUAUUUCAUUUUCAAAUUUUACAUUUAACCAAAGGUGAUCCCAUUGACUAAUAUUAUAAUUGUUUGUUUAUAUUUGAAUAAUUGCAUCCUCAUUUUCAUAGUUGCUGAUCAUUAUAUUUGUGCAUUAAAUGUAAUAUAACAAAACGAGUUGCAAGCAGGGCGAAUGUUCCUGUACACGGUACCACUAUUCGCCUUGGUUUCAAUCGAGUGCUGGUGCCAUUGACGUAGGCUUAAUAUAACGGUCGAACAAGCGUUUUUAUCAAUAUUUAAAUAGAUUUUUCAUAUACAAUGCAUGUGUGCAGUAUUAUUUAGUAAUUAGAGAGAAUAAAAAAGUUGCUUGUAUAUUUUAUAAAUAUAUUUUUGUGGUGCAUUAAAUAUUUGUAGCAUAAUUUGCAUGAUUAUGCUUAGCAACUAGUAGAUUGUAAGGAAUUAAUAUAUUAAAUGUCUACACUCUAAGACUAUAAUCAUUAAUUGGUAAAUUCAGUGAUGGAAUGAUGCCAAGUAAACAUUUUUCUUCAUAGUUGUUUGUAUUUAUGAUUGGAAUCCAUUAAAUGCCAAAUGGUGCUUUUUAUACGCAGGCGUCUAUUAAGAGUAGGAGUCAUUAAAAUUGUCAUUACUUUUUGAAUUAUAUAUUUAGUAUCCACAUUUGUGAAUCUAUUAAAAAUGUUUGCUAAAAUAUUUCUAUGAAUCUGAAGUAAGAUAGCAGC
Messenger RNA from Spodoptera exigua (beet armyworm), 3072 nucleotides. The record is from the annotation of a GenBank genome assembly. NCBI's taxonomy places the organism in Eukaryota, Metazoa, Arthropoda, Insecta, Lepidoptera, Noctuidae.